Molecule: messenger RNA, 2816 nt
Organism: Coccinella septempunctata (seven-spotted ladybird)
Lineage: Eukaryota; Metazoa; Arthropoda; Insecta; Coleoptera; Coccinellidae
Exons: 2
Coding region: 195-1031 (278 amino acids)
Source: RefSeq, a predicted model, not a curated record
CCUGUCUUAGAAUAAUUCACCAUAUCGAGUUUUUAGUUGUCUAUUUCAUUUUUAUGGUUGUUUAUGAAUUAAGGACUGUCAGAAUUAAUUAGGAACAGUCAUGGAUAUACGAAUACAAAGAUUGAACAUAUUUCCGACUUUAAUUUGAAUUAGAAUACGACUGAACAUUUGGUGACCCCGACGAAAAAUCGAUUAUGAGUAAAAGCGAAAGACUAAGAAGGAGUUGCGCCGGACAAAAAAGAAGUUUGUCGAAGGACUUCAUUUGGCCUGAAAAUUUCGGACGUCAUCAAUUUUCCAAGCCAGAAGAAGAAUCCAGGAUGAUAUCGAUAAAUUUAGAUCAAGGACACAAUGAGACCACUUCAAAAUUGAACCUUUCUGAACAAAAGAAGUCAUCAAAAAAUUCGGAUGAAGAUUUAGCAAUUGAGACCAAUCAUUCCGAUAAAAUUUACGGAACGAAAACAACUGGAAAAAGUGGAAGUUCAUCUCUCAGUGUUGCAAGGAGAAGAAUAGCUUUAGAAGCUGAAAAUAAGCGCCAUGAUCUCGAGAUGAAAUUAAUCGCUUUAGAAAAACAAGAGAUCCUAAAAGCUAUUGAAAUCGUGAAUAUGGAAGAAGAUUUGAGGAAAGAUGAGAUUUCAACUUCUUCACAUAAAUCGGAAAUAUCGGAAAUGUUAUAUAUACCUCGGAAUAAAUUGAAGAAGGAGGAAACUUCUGAAUGGGUUGAUAAUUUACCAGAUGUAUACACUGAAAUUAAUGAAAAUCAUAAAAUAAUGGAAACGACUCAGACUGGUAAUGAAAUCAGAUUACUGUGUGAAACAAGUCAAGAAGUAAUACGAUCAACGAAACCUACAAGAAACAGUGAACUAAAUUCCAGAAACACGUGUAUCGACCUUCCUUAUUUCAACGGCAAUCACAAAGACUGGCCAUUAUUUAUUCAACAAUUUGAACAUAUCAGUUCUUCAUAUGAUUAUUCUGAUAUAGAAAUUACUUUAAAACUACAAAAAUGUUUAGAGGACAAGCAAGGGCAGCAGUAGCUGACAUAUUCUUAACUUCAGAUGUUUUUAAAAUAAUCGGAACAUUAGAAACCAGAUUUGGAAGACCAGAACAUAUAUUAUUCGGGAUACAAAUCUGGAAAAAAUUAUUAAUUUAUCUACUGAAGUGAACAAUCUAGUUGCCACCAUCAAAUCUCUGAAUUCUCUAGAUCAUCUUCAAAAUCCUCAAUUUUAGAACGUAAAGAGAAAAACGAAGUAGUCAGUGUAGAAGAUUUUGCCAAAUGGUUAUGGUUCUAUUCAAAUGCUGCAUGUCAGGUGAGCUAUCAACAAUACUCAGGAAGUUAUGACAAGCAGAAGUUUUAUGAUCCCAAUAUGAAGAAAAGUGAGCGUGUCUAUACAACUUCUAAUAAUCACCCGUCAACUUGCUCUUAUUGUUCAAAGAUUGCUCAUGACAGUUAUUGUCCACAAAUGAAGAAAAAUGACAUAGAUACUCGUUGAAAAAAAGUAACAACAAAUAAAUUAUGCUUUUCUUGCCUAAAACGUAAUCAUCAGAAUAAUAACUGUAGAAGAAAGAAGCCAUGUGGACAGACUGGUUGUAUUUUAACUCAUCAUCCUCUUCUUCAUAAAGACACCAACUCAACUAAUGCUGAUGUUUUGAAUAUUGUUGGUACGAUGAGAAGUAAAACUAUAGUAUUAUUGCGGUUUAUUCCACUCAAAAUUCAUGGUCGUAAAGAAACUCUUGAAAUUUAUGCUCUUUGUGAUGAAGGCUCAAUAGUUACACUUCUACAAGACAAAAUAGCUGAUCAAAUUAGAAUACAGGGAGAAAAAAAACCAUUAUGUUUACAAUGGACUAAUGAUGAUGUGAUUAAAGAAGAGAAUUCAACUCGAUUAGACAUAAAUAUUUCAAGAAUUGACAAUGAUGAUACUUUUCUACUAAGAUGGGUUCGCACAGUGUCGAACUUAUCGCUACUUGAACAAUCAUUCAAUAUUAAUGAUCAUCCACAUUUGGAAGGUAUUCCUAUUGAAAAUUACACGAAAGUGAAGCCUGUUAUGAUCAUUGGCCAAGAUAACAUCGACUUAAUAAUACCCAGAUCCGUUCAAUCUACACCAGCAAAAACCAUUGUUGCAUCAAAGUCUGAAUUAGGAUGGUCUGUACAUGGACCAAUUCAGUCAGAAGCAAUAAACAAAGUUGGUUAUCACAUUUUUCAUAUACGUAUGUGACAAAAUAGAGGUUGAACCAGAUUUGAAGCAUGUUAUGGAAAAAUUUGACACUACGGUAUCUUUUGGUAAAAUUCAUUUGUCGGAAAUGGGGAUAAAUGAGGAAGACACCAAAGCUAUCGAAAUAAUGAAUAGGACAAUAAAAAAGGUUGGCGAAAGAUAUGAAAUAGGCAUACUAUGGAAGAAUGACGACUGCAAAAUGCCGGAAAGUUAUGCUAAAGCUAUGCAGAGAAUCUGGAAAUCUGGUAAACUUGGGGAUGAAGAAAUACCAUCGAAUUUGAAACAAUAUUGUAAGAAGUUUUUGGAAGACCUAAAAAAAAUUUCAGAAAUCAGGAUACCUAGAUGUUAUACUCCACUAAUCCCAUUUGCCGACAAAAAAGAAAUUCAUACUUUUACUGACAGUACCCAAGAUGCUUUUGCUGCAGUAUCUUACCUAAGAAUCAUUAUUCAAGGAAAGGUAGAUAUUGCACUUCUUGCUAGUAAAACGAGCGUAGCUCCCCUGAAAUUAUCAUUGGCUCCGCUUCAAGUCAUCUCUUACAAAUACAGCAAAAGAAAUACUGGGCACAGAACGCUCCCGAAAACCCCCAGACUGGUUCGCCGACAGCGAAA